AUGCCCGUGUACAAAUACAAUGAGAAAUGGUUCAAUUCGUCAAAAGAAUUAGUAAGUUUUAAGUAAUUAAUUAAAUAAUUAUAAGUAUUAUAUUUCAGUUAGAAGCUAUGAUGAAGGAUGGAAUUGUAAAAGAAGUAAAUUAUUCGGAAAUCUCAAUUUUGAAGGAAUAUAAUGCGCGCGAAUUUUUAAGAAUGGCAUUGGAGCAUAUAAAUGAUGAAACACCUCCGAAUCUCUCUGAAGCAAGUUUUAAACUACGGUUGGCAGUUGUGAAUACUGUGCAGCUUUUCUAUCUGAAUUUAUCAAAUAUUUAUUUGGCAUCACAUCGCGCGUUGUCAUUUUUCUAUGAUAUUGCAAUCAACAAAAUGACGGAGAUUCCUUUGGCGAUUCGACUUGAAAGGGCGUGGAGUUGCGCUGAAAAGUGAGUCAAAAAAUCAAUGCGCCUUUAAUUUACAUCGAAAAAUGGGUCAAAAAGAGAGUUAGAACAAAUUUAAAGACGAAUUCGCUUUAUUUCUGCAAUUUUGAAGAGGAAAACGCGUUUUUCUGCUGAAAAUCACUUAAAAAUCGAUCAACGAGAGGCGCAGAGAAAUUUGGGACUGCUUAUUUAUCUCUCUGCAUGCUUAUCAACGAGAGACGCAGAGAAGCAGAGCAAUUUGGGACUGCUUAUUCAUCUCUCUGCAUGCUAAUCAACGAGAGACGCAGAGAAACAGAGAAAUUUGGGACUGCUUAUUUUUGGGACUGCUUAUUUAUCUCUCUGCAUGCUAAUCAACGAGAGACGCAGAGAAGCAGAGAAAUUUGGGACUGCUUAUUUUUUUGGGACUGCUUAUUUAUCUCUCUGCAUGCUAAUUAACGAGAGACGCAGAAAAACAGAGAAAUUUGGGACUGCUUAUUUUUGGGACUGCUUAUUUUUGGGACUGCUUAUUUUUGGGACUGCUUAUUUUUGGGACUGCUUAUUCAUCUCUCUGCAUGCUAAUCAACGAGAGACGCAGAGAAGCAGAGAAAUUUGGGACUGCUCAUUUUUUGGGACUGCUUAUUUAUCUCUCUGCAUUCUAAUCAACGAGAGACGCAGAGAAGCAGAGAAAUUUGGGACUGCUUAUUUUUUGGGACUGCUUAUUCAUCUCUCUGCAUGCUAAUCAACGAGAGACGCAGAGAAGCAGAGAAAUUUGGGACUGCUUAUUUUUUGGGACUGCUUAUUUAUCUCUCUGCAUGCUAAUCAACGAGAGACGCAGAGAAGCAGAGAAAUUUGGGACUGCUUAUUUUUUGGGACUGUGUUACGUUGUCCAAGUUUAUCGAACUUGGAUUUCGUUGGUUGACAAGGAUUUAAGUGGAUAAAAACCACUUUAAUAAACGGAAAAAUAUAACAAGAGAUGGAAUUAUAAUCGAUUUAUUGAUCAUAAUCCAUUUUAUAACAAGAUGGGGACGGUUUAAGACCGUCCAGAGACAAACAAACUACAAAAACCUUCAAAACAAGGAAAAACACCAAACUCUCUUCGAAAACUUGAAAAAGAAAGUAAAAACCGAAGAGGCGCACCACAAACGCGUCAGUGUUUUGACGUUGGCGUGUUUGUGUGCACUCGCGGCUAUUUGAAAAAGGAUUUUAAUCACACGACUGUGACUUCCCCCUCCUUUAACAAAAAGCCGUCCCGGCUUUUGCCUUAAAACUGAAGAGUUGGUAAACAUGGGCAUGGGGAUAACACAAUAAACAAAUUUUACUUAUUUUUGUCUUCUUGUUAGCCAGUCACCAAACAUUUUUGAUGCUGCGCUCCGUCCCAUCCCAUCUCAAUCUCAAUCCACUACACAUCAUAUAACCACUUCCAACCUCAUAUUUCCACUUUGAACAUCUCAAAUCCAUCAAUUAUCAACCUCUCACAUCAUCCAAAUUUCUUCAAAUAUCCAUCAAAUACUUUCAACUUUCUAUCCGCCUCAUAUUUCCAGCGGCAUAAGCAUAUGCGCCAUUUUCCACCAAUUUUCACGUGCUCUGGUUCCCGAUGCCUGGCUCGAACAUCCACCUUCUUUUCGCACUUUCCGGCCAGUUUCUUCUGCUACUUCUCUCAACUAUCACCAAAUUUCAACUCAUCGAAACACCAUCACCCAGUGUCCACUUUGGCGCCAAAUAUCCUAACUUGACGUUCGAAUCAUUUCCAUUCUUUCGGAGUCGCCUUUCUGGACCUUUUGUGCAGGAUUUCCUAUCCCUCUACUCGCACUCAUUCCUCGAUCACUCUCGACCAGCUUCUCCUUCUCUUCUUCCGACUUUCAUCCUGAAAUUCUCUAACAACCCAUUUUUCCUUGAAUUUUCCACCCAAAAUCAUACCAAUUGCUUCCGACAAUCUUCUGACAACACUAUAACGGCCCAAACAGAAUCUCGGUCUUCUUUUGGUCUCAUCAUCUCUUUCUGGAAUCACCAAUAACCCAUCUGUUCUUCUCAUGACCAUGCUUCAUCGGAUUCUCCAUCUUCCACAAUUUUCUGACUUCGGAUUUCCAGAUUCCUUCAUUUGUCAGCUCUCAUAACCAAUCAUUGUCACAAAUAUCAAGCCAUAUCUCCAUCGUUUGCUUCCUGCCACCAAUUUGUUGUUUUCGCCAUCCAAAUCAUCGUUCACCCAUCUGCUUCCUCAGUACCUCACCCUAUCCGGGGUGAAAAUACCACUAGGAAGACAAGACACUGCUAAACGACAACCUGGACAGGUCGGUUCAAUCCGUUCGGCCCCCAUGUUACGUUGUCCAAGUUUAUCGAACUUGGAUUUCGUUGGUUGACAAGGAUUUAAGUGGAUAAAAACCACUUUAAUAAACGGAAAAAUAUAACAAGAGAUGGAAUUAUAAUCGAUUUAUUGAUCAUAAUCCAUUUUAUAACAAGAUGGGGACGGUUUAAGACCGUCCAGAGACAAACAAACUACAAAAACCUUCAAAACAAGGAAAAACACCAAACUCUCUUCGAAAACUUGAAAAAGAAAGUAAAAACCGAAGAGGCGCACCACAAACGCGUCAGUGUUUUGACGUUGGCGUGUUUGUGUGCACUCGCGGCUAUUUGAAAAAGGAUUUUAAUCACACGACUGUGACUACUGCUUAUUCAUCUCUCUGCAUGCUAAUCAACGAGAGACGCAGAGAAGCAGAGAAAUUUGGGACUGCUUAUUUUUUGGGACUGCUUAUUUAUCUCUCUGCAUGCUAAUCAACGAGAGACGCAGAGAAGCAGAGAAAUUUGGGACUGCUCAUUUUUUGGGACUGCUUAUUUAUCUCUCUGCAUUCUAAUCAACGAGAGACGCAGAGAAGCAGAGAAAUUUGGGACUGCUUAUUUUUGGGACUGCUUAUUCAUCUCUCUGCAUGCUAAUCAACGAGAGACGCAGAGAAGCAGAGAAAUUUGGGACUGCUUAUUUUUUGGGACUGCUUAUUUAUCUCUCUGCAUGCUAAUCAACGAGAGACGCAGAGAAGCAGAGAAAUUUGGGACUGCUUAUUUUUUGGGACUGCUUAUUUAUCUCUCUGCAUUCUAAUCAACGAGAGACGCAGAGAAGCAGAGAAAUUUGGGACUGCUUAUUUUUUGGGACUGCUUAUUCAUCUCUCUGCAUGCUAAUCAACGAGAGACGCAGAGAAGCAGAGAAAUUUGGGACUGCUUAUUUUUUGGGACUGCUUAUUCAUCUCUCUGCAUGCUAAUCAACGAGAGACGCAGAGAAGCAGAGAAAUUUGGGACUGCUUAUUUUUUGGGACUGCUUAUUUAUCUCUCUGCAUGCUAAUCAACGAGAGACGCAAAGAUGCAGAGAAAUUUUUCAUGUUUUUUUCAGAUUACGUCACUCUUCGGCUUGCUCAAUCGAUGAAUUCGGAGAGUUGUAUGAGAAAAUCAAAUUUUUUGCGAUGGAUUUUCCGAAAAUCGAGAUAAAUAUAGAGGUUGAAUCGGAAUUGCUGGAUGACAAAAAUAAUUUCGAAAUUGUUGCAUUUAGUGGUGAAAAGCUACAGUUUGGUGGCAAGGAAUAUUCACCAAAGUACACAAUUUUUUGA
Messenger RNA from Caenorhabditis angaria, 3981 nucleotides. The record is from the annotation of a GenBank genome assembly. Lineage: Eukaryota; Metazoa; Nematoda; Chromadorea; Rhabditida; Rhabditidae.